Molecule: messenger RNA, 2480 nt
Organism: Mytilus trossulus (common blue mussel)
Lineage: Eukaryota; Metazoa; Mollusca; Bivalvia; Mytilida; Mytilidae
Exons: 5
Coding region: 99-1253 (384 amino acids)
Source: RefSeq, a predicted model, not a curated record
UCUAACUUCGAAGACGAACUGGUUUGGAAUAACAUCUCUCUGAGUUAUGCUUCAUUUGUCCUAAUUUGACUCUUAGAACGCACUGUAAACAAUAAGUCAUGACAGAAGGGUCAAAGUCAGUUGAAAAAUGGCUUGUAGGUUUACCUUGCUCGUUUGAUAGGCAUGUAAAAUAUAAAUGUAAGAAAGGUUCAACGAAUAGCGAAACUUCAUCGUGUAUUGGCGAAUCAUUUAAUUCAUUUCCACCAAGAACCUCGAAAUGGAACAUUGCUUGUUUGGAAUCACUUGGAAUUUUCUACAACAAAGAAUUUCACGAUUCACCCCAAGACAUUCUGAGCAUGAUUUUUGAAGAAACUGGGGCCUUUCAUCCAGUUUCAGAGGAGCAAAACUGUAAUGUCACAGAUAUAAAGAAAAGUUUAACUUUCAAUUUUCCUAUAAGUGAAAUAGUUGAUAUGUUAACAGACAAAGAAAAGGUUACAUUAAACAAUGGAGAAUCAUUCUUUCCAGAGAUAGAACAUGAUAUUGACGAAUGCACUUCUGUAGACAUUAGAGAGUUCCUUUUUAGUUGCCAGUUAAUGCUUUCCUGCAGAGCAGCCUUCUUUUAUGACUGGCGAGAGAAUAUUGAACCAAAGGAUAUGUUUGUUGAAAUAUUGGAGAAAUUUGCAAGGUUGUGUCAGUUAAUAACCGUGCCAGGUUCAGCAUGUUCUGUAAAAAAAACUUCGAUGACAUUGGAGAAUGUUUCUGUUACAUCAAAGGCUGACCUUGUUAUGAUUCCAGAAAGAUAUCGUCGGAGUACAUUUUCAGCUAAAGACAGUGCAACAUGUGUAGUAUCUGUAGCUGAGAUCAAUAAUUUAAAACAAAGAAAGUCAAAGGUGGGAAGAGAAAAGGCUGCACAGGAUGUGAGAUCAUCCAUCAAGGAUGGUGAAAAGGACAGCUCUGAACCAACACAGAUUUACACAAAAGUUAAUACAGACAUUCUUGCUCAACAUGGCGGUGAUCUAUUGAUUAACAGACAGAUGUAUUGUAGUACAUUAUCCAGUAGCACACCUACUUUAUAUCUUCCAGGGAUGAUUGUUGUUGGAACUGAGGUAAUUUUUACUCUCAUGAAAAUACAUAGAAAACAUGUAAUGCAGCUUAAAGAACAAAGGGAAACAACUUUAAGGGCAACUAUUUAUUACUCAAAGCCUAAAGAUCUGCUAAGAAAGGAAGAUAGAGAUGAACUAGUUGAAGCUUUUACGGAGCUGAGCAAUAUUUAGUCUCAAACACAUAACAGUGGUUUUUACAUUGGAAUAAAGAAAAGUUAAAGUUGAAACUAUAAACUACAAAAUGUAUAAGAGAUUGUUGCCACAUUUGCAAUGGAAUUUUAUAGCCUUAUGUUAUUGCUGCAGUAGAAGUGGUGAAAGUAGGGAAGAAUGCAUUGUUUUUAAUAUUCAAGUACAUCAUGAUUUGUGAUAUGCGAGAAACCAAAACCUAGAAAGAAAAGAAUGACACAUGGGUAUUCAUAUUUCAGAGGCCAAUUUUGGCCAGAUCAAAUAUGCAGUUCAGUGGUGCAUAUACAGGAAUCCUAAAUGUUAUAAAAGUAUAGACUAAUUUGAUAAGGCAGGUUGAUGUUAUAUAAUUUAUUUUAAUCAACUUUGUUUUUUAGAUUGUUGUAUUAUCAAAGCAAGCAUAAUAUAUAUGUCAGAUUUUUUUUCUUACAAAAAAUACUGUAAUUUUUGAUUUACCUGUGACAUUACUUUAUGUGGCGUUGAUAAAUUUGUGUGACAAACAUACGGUUCACAAUUAUAUUAUGCUGUUUUUUGUGGACUGUCCUAAAUUAUGUUAAGUUUUUUUUUUCUUUUCUAGUCAAUAUGUCAAAAUGUUCUAUCAAAUCAUUUAUUUAUGAAUUUCUCAGUUUUGCAAUGAUUUGUACUGUAUUCUCGUUAUGCAAUACUGUCAUUUUUGCCAUAUAUUUAACAUUGCCAUAACCAAUGAGGUUUGGCUAGCCACAAAACCAGGUUCAACCAACCAUUUUUUUUUAAAUGUCCUGUACCAAGUCAGGAAUAUGGCAGUUGUGUUUUAGCCCAUUUCUAUGUAUGUUGCAUUGUCGUGUUUAUUGUUGCGCUUCAAUGUUCCGUUAUUUUAUUGUUUUCCUCUUAUAGGUGAUGUGUUUCCCUCAGUUUUAGUUUGUAACCUGGAUUUGUUUUUGCUCAAUCGAUUUAUGACUUAUGAACAGCCAUAUAUUACUCUUGCCUUUAUUCAUAAAAAAAUGUCUCUGAUUUAAUAAAAAAUUAAAAGAUAACUUUAACAAAGUGGUAUAUGAUUCUUUAUUAAGUAUAAUCUAAAUUUCUAGUGGUUUUUAGGGAAUUUAGGAUAAAAAGUUUUGUAACUUGUUGAUGAAACCUAUGCUAGUUUUAAGUGUUAUAUGGUCAGUUGCCAUAUUUUUAUGUUAUGCAUUCCAUUGAAAUAAAAGAAAUAGUCGAAAAUGUCAUUAAACGAUAUUC